Messenger RNA from Gryllus bimaculatus (two-spotted cricket), 372 nucleotides. The record is from the annotation of a GenBank genome assembly. NCBI's taxonomy places the organism in Eukaryota, Metazoa, Arthropoda, Insecta, Orthoptera, Gryllidae.
AUGUUAUUUUGUUAUAAGAGGAUCAGUGGCAGCUCGUGCCGCGGCCCGAAGGAAGCUGACUGCGGCCAGAAGGGGCCCGUGGACAGGCAGCCGACGAGGGACGAAGAGGCGCGAAGAGUGAGCGGAGAAGACCGAAGGUCGCCGAACGAGGCCGGCGACAGCCGACCGGUGGCGAGGCGAGCCGACGUACGCGCGGCGAUCGGCGCGCCCUCGCGCCCGGGCACAAGGACUGAGAAAAGAGGAAGCGGGCCAACGCUAGAGAGAGCUGCGAGAAAUAGCCCUUCCCCUUCUCAUCUUUCCCGGCAGCGUCGUCGCCUCGAGAACGACGCCGAGGAAGGAGGAGGCUGUCGGUGUGUGUGUGAGCACAAGUAG